UCGGAAGAUUGUGACUUGGAUGGACCUCCAAAAAUUCUGCAGGUUUUGAUGUGCCGGCCAAUGUCUACCAGAUAUGAAGGUGAACCUUGGAAAUUUUGGUCCCAGUUGAUGACUUAAAGCGCAUCUAUAAAGCAAACCAUCCAUGAAUGUCAUGUCAACUAGUCUCCAAUCAUGAUUUGCUAAUUGAUGAGACGCACCAUUCCGGCCGUCGGAUCACGAUGAGCGGCACGUGUCAAGGAAGAUCUGCAUCCGCGAGCGAAGUAACCUGCGAGAAAAGCCACGCCCUUGUAUAUAGUCCCCAGGAGUUUUCCAACGAGGGCUGGCCUCUGUCGACCCCCAAUCUCUCUCUCUCUCUCUCUCCAAUGGCGAGCGCGGCAUCAGCUCCUUCGAGAGCCGAAGUGCUUUCCUUGUUCCGCUCUCUCCUCCGAACGGCCGCCAAGUUCACCGACUACAACGUGAGGGAGUACGCCAAGAGGAGAACGAUCGAUGGGUUCCGGGAAAGCCAUACGCUCUCGGAACCCUCCUCGAUUUCUUCGGCCUUCGCCGACGGGAGGAACCAGCUCGAGAUCGCGAAGAGGCAGGCCGUGGCGUACUCUCUCUACGCUCCAAAGGUUAAGAACGUGAUGGAGAUCAGGAGCGGAUGAGGUAUCUGAUCGAAAGGUUUUCCAUCGGAAGGCAUUUCGUUCUCAUUUCAAUUCCUCAUUUUUGCGAUCCCAAAUCCAAAAGGGUGCUUCAUACCAGCAUAAGGGAUGCAGCUGCCUCAACUGAUGAAGCAUGUCGUAUAUGCUAGCUAUGUAACUGAAAGCUGUAACUUUUAGGUGUUCAGAGUAACUCGGAUAUUGUGAUCAUGAAUUUAAAGAUUCAGACUUGUAUCAGUUUCUCUUGAUUUACAUGAAACCAAUGAGCAGAGAAGCAGUCAUACCCUUGGUUUUGCUGAGACUGAAUUAAAAAUACCUUAGGGACGCGGCAUAUUUAAGUGCUCGAGAUUGUUUUAUGUUUCUGAUAGCUUGAAGCUUAUUACAAUCAUUAGUUCACUCCACAGGAAGCACCAUUUGAUCAAAAUACAACAGGUGUAAAAGCACCAAAGGAAACUGUGCACUCCAGUCAUGGUUAGCUUGGCGUUGCCUGGCAAAAUUAACCAACCCAUCUGCAUCUGAUUGGCCUUGCAGUUGUGCCUUACUAUACAGUGCAAGUUGAUGAAGAACUUGUGUAUCCUGCAUGAUAGGGCUGAUUGUUCAAGAGAUUUUCCUAACUUUUGUUAAGAAUCUGUACUGAAGGAAUUAGGCCCAACAAUUUAACCUAGUUUAGCCGAGAGCAUUGCUUCGGCCUCAGCAAAGGAGACAUCCGGCGGAAGGACUCGGGCAGAUACGAAAGGUUAGAAUUAUGAUCUUUAAAGACAAACCCCGCCACCAGAAUGUUGGUAUUAGAGUAGAUGCAGCGAUUGCAGUACUUAGCCUGGCGAAGCCACCUGACUCCUCUUCAACCCGAAGCAAGGAAGAGAAUUUACUGCAGACUGUCUGGAACUGAUCUUGCCAACCCUGUUUGAUGAUUCCUAUCAUCUUCAUAUCAGAAAAAGGAUCUCGAAUGGCAUGGAACUGGCUCUUAUACAAGAGAAAAGAUGAUUGCUGGGUAAGAGCCCUUACACAAAUAUAGAAAUGUGAAGAAUUGGUAAACUACUUGAAUCGACCAAGGAAGCUCUUCUCUUCAGACUAUGUGACUGACUCCUCAAACCACCUUUCUCCUUAGUCUCUGGUCGGCUUAGAAACUUUGCUUCAAUUAGUUAUAAUGGCAGUAGUGAUGCUCAUAUGAUCCUGAAACACUAGCAUUUAGUUCCAGAUCUCCCAAAGAGUAUGGCAAACAAAGUACGCUGGUGAGCAUUGAUAAGUGCUCAAGCUUUUGAAAUAUCAACUUGUAAGUAUUUUUGAGUAAAGUUGUCGCGCCCCGAGCUCAGAGCAUAACAGAUGUCGCAUACUUGCAUGGCAAAUCAUACAAGCAUUUAACUAAUUUUCUUGGCAGCACACAUUGACAACCACUCGGCACACAUCUUUCUUGACUUGGCACACUCCUUUAAUUUGAUGGAAAGUUGUUAUUUCUAUAUGGCACACACUUAUGUACAUAUGGCACACACCACUCUUGCAUCUAGACAUCAUUAUUUCUUGGUAGCACACACUGAUAACUACUCGGCACACAUCUUUCUUGACUUGGCACACUCCUUUAAAUUGAUGGAAAGUUGUUAUUUCUAUAUGGCACACAUUUAUGUACAUAUGGCACAUACCACUCUUGCAUCUAGACAUCAUUAUUUCUUGGCAGCACACACUGACAACCACUCGGCACACAUCUUUCUUGACUUGGCACACUCUUUUAAAUUGAUGGGAAGUUGUUAUUUCUAUAUGGCACAUACUUAUGUACAUAUAGCACACAUCUCUCUUGUAUCUAGACAUCAUUAUUUUUUGGCAGCACAUACUGAUAACCACUUGGCACUCAUCUUUCUUGACUUAGCACACUCUUUUAAAUUAAUGAAAAAUUGUUAUUUCUAUAUGACACUCAAUAUAUCAUUUAUCUAAUCAUUAUUAUUUCACAAUAGUAAUAACUUUAAACCAUUAGGCACCUAUUUACUUGCAUUCGGUAUGGACUUUUCACUUGCCGGCAUACACUUAGCUCCAUUUGGCACACACCUAUCUUCUCUACGCACAUCAUUAAUUCUUGCUGGCACAUGCUUACAAACACCAGGGGCACAUAUAAUUUCAUUUGGCAUUUAAAGAAAUACAUACACUUAGUUGGAUAACUCUUUUGUUUUAGUUACCUUCAUCUAGCUAUAGGGAACCUCAUCCAAUGGAAAGCAUAGAGAAACGCAUGAGAUUGGUUGAGAGGUGUUUAAGAACACAUGGCUUUAGUUUACAAGACCCUGAAACUGUUGGGGAUGACGAAGAGGGGGACGAUCGCCGAUUGGUCCUGAUAGAUAAGAGGUUGUCCAGAGUCGAAAAGGUCCUCCAAGAUAAGGGUCUCUUGUUAGAUGACCAACGAAGUGAGCAUGCGACCGGUUCUACUGUGGUGAGGGAAGAGUAUACUGCAGUUGGUGAAGCUCUGGACCAAGCUGCAGCGGAAUUAGAGGAUUUGCAAUAUAGUACAGAAAUGGUGGAGGUUAUUUGGCCCACUGAUGUCCAAGGCAAAAAGUUCCUUCGAGAUGCCAAAGUUUUUGAUGAGGCUAUGGAUCAAGGUGAAGCGGAGAAGAGGAUAUGCACCAUAGUGCAGAUGACUUGGAGGUUAUUUGGGCGACUGAUACUCCUUGCGAGAAGAAAUGUGGAUCGACUGAUACUCCAGUAUUAAUAAACGGUGUGCUAGGGAUUACUGUAUGCUGAGAAGUACUUAUGUCUGACAUGUUGCAUAACCAGAUGUGUGCCAUGGUGUGCCAAGGAUUGCUUACUACCAAUCGAUAUAGAGACAUGCAAUCAUCUGAAUUUCUUGAAGUUUGUGUCUUAUAUUUUUGCAAUAACAUCAACAGUAAGAGUGUGCCGGGGCAAAUAGCACACUAAAGUAUCUGAAAUUAUUUCAAAGCCAACUCAAAAACCUCAGAUAGUCUAAAACAAGUGUGUUCCAAGCAAACGUUGAUGGGUGCAAAUCUUAAUAACAUGUGUGCCAGGCUUUCAUAAGUGUGCACACCACAUACUGAAAUGUGUUCCAAGCAUAGUUUAUUGUUUGCAUAGAAUGAACAAUUAUGUGC
Molecule: messenger RNA, 3721 nt
Organism: Phoenix dactylifera (date palm)
Lineage: Eukaryota; Viridiplantae; Streptophyta; Magnoliopsida; Arecales; Arecaceae
Source: RefSeq, a predicted model, not a curated record